UCGGCGCGUGCGGAAUUAACGAAAAUAGUUUUGGUGUUGAGAAAAUUAAAGGAAACGCGCUCAUAUGCAGUAAUUUAUUUUUAAAAUAAAGUAUUUAAAUUUUAUUUGUACUACAAAGUAAAAGUAUCUUGAAGCUAAAAGUGUGUCAUAUAAAAUCACAAUUAAAAAUAUUUCAUAUUAUAAAAGUGAGUACUGAAAUUGGAGUCCAUAAGUUUAGUUUAAAUUACACACCCACACAACCUACCAGCAUGGCUAGCAAACCGAAAUUUAGCUUCGAGAGUGAACCGCAAGUGACCAUUGAGGAUGUCGAUGACAGCGCCGAGGAUCGUAUUGCCACGAGCUUCGCCGGGCGUACGCUCUUCAUAACGGGCGGAACUGGCUUCCUUGGUAAAGUGUUGCUGGAAAAAUUACUCAGAUCAUGCGGUCAGUUGAAGAAAAUCUAUCUGUUAAUACGACCAAAGAAAGGCAAAAAUCCCCAAGAACGCAUUAAGGACAUUUUCACUAAUGUGCUAUUCGACAUGGUUAAGCAACAGCGCGGUGAGAGCCAAAUUCUUAGCCAAGUGGAGGCUAUUGAGGGUGAUGUGUUGCUGCCGGGUUUGGGUAUUUCUGAAGAAAAUCUAUUGAAGUUGCGCGAGGAAGUUUCCAUUGUUUAUCAUUGUGCUGCGACUAUACGCUUUGAUGAACCGCUGCGCAAAGCAGUCUUUAUGAACACGCGUGGUACCCACUAUAUGCUACAACUGGCCGCGACACUCAAACACUUGGAUCUCUUCGCUUACGUCUCCACGGCCUACUGUCAUCUACACAUCAAAACUCUAUACGAGAAACCCUACGAUCCACCAGCGAAUCCACAUCAAGUUAUGCAGGCCUGUGAAUGGCUAAACGACGAUGAGGUUGCUACCAUAGAGAAGAAAAUCUUAGGUGACAUACCCAAUACUUACGCCUAUACAAAAUCGCUAGCUGAGGCAUUAGUUGUGGAGAAAUUCAACGAGUUGCCCGCAGUUAUACUCCGUCCCUCCAUUGUCAUACCCAUAUGGAAGGAACCCUUGCCCGGUUGGACGGACAAUAUAAAUGGACCAACGGGUUUAUUGAUUGGCGCCGGCAAAGGUGUCAUACGCACAAUGUAUUGCAACUCCUCUGGCUAUGGCGACUUUCUACCGGUGGAUAUCGCAGUGAACGGCAUGCUCGUGGCUAGUUGGCGCUUUCUAACGGCAACCGAUCGCAGCCAAGUUAAUCAAGUGGCGCAUAUGACCAGUUCGAGUGAAAUAAAAGUUUCCUGGAAUGAGAUCAUCGAAUGCGGACGUUGGGUUAUAGAGAAUAAAUUGCCAUUGAAUGGUGUUGCCUGGUACCCGGGUGGUUCCAUGAAGUCGAACUAUUAUGUACACGCUAUUUGUAUGGUGCUCUUCCAUUGGUUGCCUGCAUUGUUUGUGGACGCAUUGCUAAUACUCUUACGAUAUCCACCUGUACUGUGGCGUGUGCAGAAACGUAUCAAUAACGGUUUUCAAGUUUUCGAAUAUUACGCAAAUAAUGUUUGGAAUUUCGACAACACAGAGGCGGUGAAAAUGCGUGCUCAGAUGAACAAGAAAGAGCGGCUCACUUAUAUUAUUGAGAAGAUCGAUGUGGACCUGGUCGAUUAUUUCACGCAGUGCGUGCUCUGUGCGCGGCGUCUGAUACUGAAGGAGAGCGAUGAGACCAUACCCGCCGCCAGAAGGCACAUGAAGAUCAUGUGGUGUGUGGAUAAGCUGGUCAAAGGCUUGUGGAUUGCCUUAAUUGUCUAUGGAUUGUACCGUUGCAUAUUUUCUAACUAUUUUACUAGCAAUACGACUCUGGCUCAACCGCUGGAGACAUUUUAGUUGACCUUCUUCCUCUUACGAAAUACAUUUAUUUUUCUAUUUUAGGCAAAUAAUAGUUUAAUUUUUUAUACCAAAUGAUUAUGUAACUUGUGAAACGCAGACAUGUCUAUGUACGUAUUUGAUAAUAUUUUAAAUAAAUUUUAUACAAGAA
This is a messenger RNA of Ceratitis capitata (Mediterranean fruit fly), 2001 nucleotides long. Its product is annotated as putative fatty acyl-CoA reductase CG5065. The transcript has 7 exons. The record is from RefSeq and is a predicted model, not a curated record. Bases 249 to 1850 code for a protein of 533 amino acids. Gene Ontology annotation, cellular component: peroxisome. Gene Ontology annotation, molecular function: alcohol-forming very long-chain fatty acyl-CoA reductase (NADP+) activity. Gene Ontology annotation, biological process: long-chain fatty-acyl-CoA metabolic process. Lineage: Eukaryota; Metazoa; Arthropoda; Insecta; Diptera; Tephritidae.